AUGUCGUUCGCAGCGAACAUGUAUCUGUAUCUAGCAGAAGGUGUGGUGAUUUGUGUAACCAAUUUAACGCUUCUCUGGUGUAUCUUAUCCGAUGCGAGAAAUCGAAAACGUCGAGAAUUUCUACUAGUCGCUGCUCAAUCGGUCACCGAUAUCUUCUACGGCGUCGCUUUUAUGCUGAUCGCCAAUUUGAGAUUGGGCCUUUUUUAUGAGAAUAAAUUAACCCUGACCGUUCCAACAUCUCAAUGCGCGUUUAUUCCCGCCUUAUGGUUGCACAAUAUGGCCACACCACUACUCGGAUUAUUGCCAUUCACAACUUCAAUCAAUUUUUUGGUGUGCUCUGUUGCUCCGUUAUGGUACAUGAGAGCCACGCAUUUGUACACAUUUUUCUUACUGUCAGCUCCUGUCACCAUUGCCAUGUCCUUGACAUCUCUAAAUGCACUGAUAUUGAUUGAUAACGAAUCUCCAACUGCUAUCAUUUGUAUCGCCGCAAAUGGCGCCGCCCAUCACAUCGUUUAUCAUAUUAUGCUAUUUUUUCGGAUCAUCGCCAAUUUGGCAUCGGCUGUGAUAUAUUUUAUCAUUAUACUGUAUUUGAAAAAGAGUCACGGUGGAACACUAAAAGACCUCUCUCCACAACAGCUAAAAAUGCAUAGGAACGCAAAAAUCACUCUGGGUCUGGUCACCACCAAUUCUAUGAUUCUUCUUCUAUUCCCAGAUAUUUUGCUAUUUUUCAACCCCUGGAAUAUUACCAAAUUCUAUUCCACCCCGCUAUAUUCGAUGACAUUGAGCAAGAUGUCCGCCGGACCCCCUAGAAACCUGUCUUCCUUCACCUUAUCACCUCAACAAUCGAAUGAACUCGAAAAAGAAUAUCGGUUUCGAUUCAGAAGACAUGUCAGAGAAACUAUCGAGCUGUCCCAAGAACUUGGAAUGGAGCAGGCGGAGGUUUUCGACUGGUUUCUGGCUCGUCAAAACUCGCCAAAGUCCCAAAAAUGCUCAAUUUUGAGCCAAAAUACGGAGAAACAGCGAGAAAAUUUGAAAAUCGUGAGCCAAGGAUUAAAUCAGCUGCCGUCAAUUUUUAUGAGAUGUGUCCCACCGAAAAUCGGCGAAAAAUCAAUGGAAUCAAUCGAUUUUCUGGAGACGGAGCUUGUGAAUUUGACCCGAAAAUUGGAAAAAUCCAAAGAAAUUCAAAACAGCCAACAAUCGAGAAUUUUGGAAUUGGAGGCGGAGCUUGCGAGAGCAGGCCACGCCCACUUUUUGGAAAACGAGAUUUCGGAGAACAGAAAGCGGCUGGAAGAGCUGGAAGAGUUUUUGGAGCUCUGUCACUCCAAAUCAUCGGCUCUUCAGCGAUCAGCGGAAAAGGGGGCGGAGCCUAGCCAAAAGUGGGCGGAGCCUAAACGUUCCAAACAUCAGUUGUUUCAAUCCCAACCCCAAAUCGAAAUAGACAAGGAGGAUGGAUCAAAAGGGGCGGAGCCUGCGGAUACUGUAGUUCUUGUCAACCAAAUCGAAACGUAUGAUGCGCAGGUGGAUACUGUAGUCUUGGAAACGGACACUGUGGAUUACUGUAGCUCAUCCGAAUCUUCCGAGUGGGACGACUUGGAGGAUACUGUAGUUGUCAAUGAAGCAGAUUUGGAGGGAUUACUGUAG
Molecule: messenger RNA, 1641 nt
Organism: Caenorhabditis briggsae
Lineage: Eukaryota; Metazoa; Nematoda; Chromadorea; Rhabditida; Rhabditidae
Exons: 8
Coding region: 1-1641 (546 amino acids)
Source: RefSeq, a predicted model, not a curated record